This is a messenger RNA of Orbicella faveolata, 1752 nucleotides long. Its product is annotated as menorin-like. NCBI's taxonomy places the organism in Eukaryota, Metazoa, Cnidaria, Anthozoa, Scleractinia, Merulinidae. The record is from RefSeq and is a predicted model, not a curated record.
GGCUUGUUAGGAGACAUUAUGAUGCUAGAGGCAGAUGUCUUGAUGCGGAACAACAUUGUGAAUGGAACUCCUGUAAUGGCACAUCCCCCAGACGUGGACAGCAACUUAACAUUACACGGCUUCUUGUCACAAACAACGAAUUCGACAAAAGGAAUCAAGUUGGACUUCAAGACCAUCGAGGUGGUGGAACCUUCCCUGAAGAUGGUUCAGAACAUCACGUUCGGGCAAGAGGUCAAAACCCCGAUUUGGCUCAAUGCAGACAUCUUGCCCGGUCCCUGCUACGAUAAGGUGUGCGUUCCGGUCGACCACGCUAGAUUCUUGUCUCUCUGCAAAAGGUACUUCCCUAAUGGAACUCUUUCAAUUAGUUGGACAACUGGGAAAAAUAUGACAGCCCCAGAAAACUUCUACAACUGGUCUCAAGUGCUUCCUAUGGGGCAACUUGUCUCUCAGAUCGCUCAGCCUAUCACCUUUCCUGUCCGUGCUAAUCUUGUUCAAAGGUCUUGGGAACAGUUUCACUGGUUGCUCGACCUAUCAGAGACAUUCACCAUAACCAUCUGGUCUUCCACUACGGAUAAUCCAGAUGUCCGAGACCUGGUUGCACUACGGUAUAAUGUUUCUGACAAGAGGAGAAUCUACUAUGACCUUCCACCGGAUCAGGAGAAAGCGUUUAAAGACGCGCUGGCAGCAAGCUCUGACAGAAGCAAAGGUGAUAGUGAAAGUUUCCCCUGGAAAGCCACCGCUAACAAGGAUUGCAAAGAUGUGCUAACUGGUCAUAACAGUGUGAUGUUUUCGGGAGAUGGUGGUCAAGUUGUAUCUGAAAAAGUCCUGUACAAGGUGUCAGCUCGUGAAUUUUCACAAAUUGUUGGCAAAGUUUCCUUCAUCAAGACUGGUGGAGAAGACGGCGAAAGAAGUGUCAGCAUCACAUUGCAUGUGAAAGACGCAACAGGCACGGCAAUAGAUUCAAAUCCUCUUGUCACACUGGUGCUUCAUAGCAGCGGCGACGUCCAGUUCUCUUUAACCAAUGGGGAUGUCAAGCAGGGAUCCAUUCAGAGCGAAACCGGUGUCUUCAAAUUCGUGAUCGUAGAGAGUUCGUCCGACGGCAGGCAGAGGUCUUUCAGUUGUGACAUUACUGCGCAAGACAACGAGGAAGAUAAAGUUUCCGUUUCCUUGACAACAGAGAGUGAGCCAGUAGGAGGGUACGCCCUAAUCAGGGUAGGGGCACAGUCAGAUGCUAUUCUAGUGCAGGAUGUUAGCACUGCGCUUGCAAUGCCAGAGACUGCAGGAGGGAACCCUGGACGUGUUCAGUGCUGGUUUCAAAUAUUUGUAGUUAUUUUGUCAGCGUUAUUUUGCAUGUUGUUGCAGAUGUGAACUAACGUGUUUUGCGUAGUUAAUCUGCGCUUUCUCUAAAUAUUCUGAGAUCUUUUUGUUAGCUUUUAGGAGUUGACCAGGCGGGGUCUCAGCCACUUACUAGUGUGGUAGAUGUUGCCACCGAGACCAACAUUGAAUUAUUAAACAUUGGACAACGGGACACAAUGCAGCUAGUAAGAUGAUAAUGCCGCGUUUAGAUACGAAAGAAACAGUCCAGGUUUCCAGCGAGGUACUAGCUUUUUUCAUAAUUAUUCCUCUAAGGCUCGGAGCCAAGUUAACCAAAAUGUUAAAGUAUGAAAAUAGGCCUAUUGUACCAGAAGAUAUUCGUCAGAGUUUCUACUCUGAAAUUUUACACAUUCGGCAGUUCGAGGUUGUGUUUUUGUU